This is a messenger RNA of Trichomonas vaginalis G3, 327 nucleotides long. RefSeq names its product platelet formation protein family. Bases 1 to 327 code for a protein of 108 amino acids. NCBI's taxonomy places the organism in Eukaryota, Parabasalia, Trichomonadida, Trichomonadidae. The transcript has a single exon. The record is from RefSeq and is a predicted model, not a curated record.
AUGCGUUUGUUAGUUGGAGUUUUAUCAUCAAAGAAACUGAAAUUAGCUUGGGGAGGGGAAGAUUCAAUCAAAACAACAAUGGGAUUCUUCUCUAACUGCUUCUAUUUCAUCUUCUUCAUUCCUUCGUUCGAUCCCUACUACUACAUGCCAAAUACAAAGGCAUUUAAUACUCAAAACAAGACAAAAACUGCUUAUCAAUUCGUUUUCGACGUUUUGCCUCCUUGGAGUGAUGAUGAAUCCUUCAAAGAUUUAUCAGAACAAGAAAGAAGAAAAGCAAGAGCAAUGAAGUUCGUCAAUUUGCACAUGCAAGCUCUUGAAAGUUAUUAA